Messenger RNA from Puccinia triticina, 1002 nucleotides. RefSeq lists its product as uncharacterized. The coding region runs from base 1 to 1002 and encodes 333 amino acids. The transcript is spliced from 5 exons. Lineage: Eukaryota; Fungi; Basidiomycota; Pucciniomycetes; Pucciniales; Pucciniaceae. The record is from RefSeq and is a predicted model, not a curated record.
AUGGCCAUCGCACCCCUGCUCACCUAUCUCAGCUCGGUCAAAAGCGUCCCCGACACCAUGCGCAAGUUGAAGAAGGUUUGGCACAACGCCGGUCUCGUCAAGGUAGUCCAGUCCCGCAUCGAAAGCGUCAACGGUUGGUUGAAAUUGGGUUCUGAGGCCACUAGCCCAAUCACCAACCGUGAUGCUGGUGCCGUGGAAGGGCACUCCCUCAUCUCAUCUUCUCAGCCACCGUCGAAUCCACCAUCGAAUCCGCCGCCGUAUCUACCCUUGUGUCCGUCGUGGUAUCCACCGCCGCAUCCACCGCCGUAUCAUCCUCGUGUCCGUUGUGGUAUCCACCGCCGCAUCCACCGCCGUAUCACCCUCGUGUCCGUCGUGGUAUCCACCGCCACAUCCACCGCCGCAUCACCCUCGUGUCCGUCGUGGUAUCCACCGCCGCAUCCGCCGCCGUAUCCACCGCGUAUCCACCGCCGCAUCCGCCGCGUAUCCACCGCGUAUCCACCGCCGCAUCCGCCGCGUAUCCACCGCGUAUCCACCGCCGCAUCCGCCGCGUAUCCACCGCCGCAUCCACCGCAUCUCAUGGCGCAACCUCCCCCGGUGGAAGGCACGUCCUGGCUUGUGGUUUUUAUGGAUACAGCUGCCAAGAAGAUAUGUGAAAAAUUCUUCCAGCUGACGGAAACCCAUAUUGAUAAACUUGUCUCUUCUCUUGUUGAAAAGAUCUCUAAUAGCAACCCAGAUACGAUGCUUUACGCCUUUGCCGGUUCUGUCAUAGUGGUGCUUGUUGUACACAAGACCAUUGAAUCUCAAGACUCUGUUGCUGCACUUCGAGACUCUGUUGCUGCACUGGCACUACAAUUUGAACAGAUGGUUGCUGCGCAGGCACUACAAUCCGAACAGAUGGGGAAACAGGUGCAGGCACUCAAAACUCAACUGGAGGCCAUGUCAGCUCGAAUGGAACAGCAAAACCCGCAUGCUGCCAGUUUCACCCCGGACAACAUUGAUUAG